AUGCCCUGGUAUGCGCCGUGGUCGGAUGUGAUUAAGAAGAAGAUCUGCCGGUUCUUGCUGCAGCGCUAUUUGGGUCGGUUUCUGGAGGAGAAGCUGUCACUCGAUCAGCUGAAUGUUGACUUUUACAAUGGCACCGGCACCGUGCACAACGUCACAUUAUACUGUCAGGCCCUAAAUGAACUGUGCGAAGGUCAAGGAUGGGGUAUCGAGGUGACGGGCGGUCACAUCGGUUCGGUUACGGUGAACGUCCCGUACGAUUCGCUCCUCGCCAAGGACAGCUCGAUCGAGGUGUCCAAUCUGACGAUAAGCCUGCGCCCAAAGGCUCGCCCAACCGAUGGCACCUCGAUGCUGGAAUCGAUGUGGUCCUCGAUGUCCAGCUCGAUGCAGCUGGCCCAGGAGUAUCUGGAGCGGGAAAGCACCGCUGGCGGCAGCACCACGGGGGAUAGUGGCCAGGGUGGUCGGUCUGGUGGUGGAACGGGAUCCGCUCAACAGCUACCCCCGAGUGCCAUGGAUGGGCUGGAGAAUUUCGCACAAAUCAUUGACAAUGUGUUAAAUAGGAUUAAGGCCAAACUUUUCGAUACUGAAGUACGGAUAGAGUACCUGGCACCUGAGGGUGACCGAGGCGUAGCUGUGAUAGUGAAAAUCAAAAGUAUCGAUUACCAGAAUGAGGCUGGCAAUGAUCCGCCAGAUCGCAGCCCCAAAACGGCGUCGUCCUCCUCAUCCGGAUCGGAUGUGUCCGACUACACGGUAACCGGUGGUGGUGGUCGCCAUCAGCAACAAAAAUCGUUCCUCAUCGCAACCCACGCCACACACCACAUCACGAUCGAGGGCAUCACCUUUUACACGGAGGAGUUCCGGAUAGACAACCCGCGAUUGCGCCGGCAACAGCAACACCGUGCAAUGGCCGCGGACACCGUGGUGCCCGAGUUUGCGGAAAGCAUGAUCGCCAGCGAACAGUUCCGCAGUGCGAUCUCAAACCUCUCCGAAAGUGGCGGAUCACCCUCGACGUUGCUGGCCGGUGAUGGAGAGGGAUACUUUAGCUAUAGCAACACAAGCGCAUGUGAUAGUAGCAGCCCUCCGAAUAGCCGAGGGUUUUACCGGCGCAGUAACAGCAGUGGGACGGACCGUGAGACGGAUCCGAGCGAGGAGGAAGAACCCGACAGUGACGAUGAGCCGGGUGAUGGUGGGAUGCGGAUGUACCGGUCCGGUGAGAUUAUCGUCGGUAAGAUCACCUCACGGCAGGAGAUCCGGUUGAAGAUGAAGCAGGCGGACAACCUGCCCGGUCCGAACGUCGAGCUAGAGCUGUCCGUGGGCUCGAUCCAGCUGUUUUUGACACCGCGCCAGCUCCACUCGCUGGUGUUGGUUUGUGAUAGCUUCCUGAGUGGCAACGAGGAGCCACGGGUGCAGCAACGGGAGAUGAGGGGGUCCGUAGGCAAACGGCAGCAGGAUCCGGGAGCUCAGUCGGUGUCGGAACUCGAGUUUCAGCAGAACAUGACACGGAUGGGUGGUGGCAUCGGUAUUAACCAAGGUUGGUCGCUGGCCGAUCCGAUGCAGACGAUGAUCGAGGAGCAGGCGGAGUUCCUGCAGCGAGAUGCGUACCAUGGGGGGGAUGAUGGUGGUGAGGAAUACACGGAGUCUAUCAUGUCCUCUACGAGCUCCAUGACCAGCUCGUUCACUUCGAACAGUACUGCUUCGAGGACGACGCUGACAUCGGCAGCGAGCCGCAGGAGAAUGAUCGAUCCUGACGCGAAUGCCGAUAUUUCAAAGUUUAACGUCCGUGUGGCGGCCAUCGCGAUGGUGCUACUUCACGAGGACAUCCUGCUCGAGAGCAGCAGUCAGAUGAGCGACAUGGAAUCGCCCCUCUCGAAAACCAGUGUGCAACAGCUGCAAACGAAAGCGGAUCGGUUCUUCCGGUCCAUUGGAAACCUUGGUUUUGGACUUGGUGCUAAUGAGGUCAUCAACGCCGGUUUGGUUCUGGACAAUAGCUGCGAUUCUAACCAUCUACGGCUGCUCCUGGCGCCCAUCAUCCUCGAGGGCGAUGAGCAACGGAACCGGUGUGGGUCACUCCUCCGUUUUUCCGUAUCGAUCGCACGAGCUGAUCUGCGUGAGGUGCUCUUGGAGGUGUCGGUACCGCUGGUGGAAUUCUAUCGGGAACAACGUACCGCCACUUCCGGUCCUUCGUCACUUCCCAAACGACCGGAGAUCAGCGUAAGCUUUGAGCAAAGUUGCAACGCACUGCGUGGGACUAGUGGCAAGCGAUUCUCACCUCCACGGACGAAAAUCCACGUCAUGAUGGCACCGUUUUUGACCGAGUUCGACAUCACCAUUCUGGAUCGGUUGAGUUCGCUGCUCUACCAGUCACCGUUCGCUUCCUAUUACCGCAGUUCCGGUGGGUCCUCGCAUUCUUCCACGAACGUGCCGUCUCCUGCGACCGGUCCGAUGCCCAGCACAGCGACACCAGGUCGCAGCAGGUUGGAAGCAAAAACGGACCUUCAGCUGGAAUCGUUCGCGGUGGACUUUCGGUUGCGUUUUCCAAUACCGGACUUGCGGCCUAUACACGACCCUCAACGCGUUCCAUGGUGGCGGCGCAACAUUAGGCCGGACUUCCUGCUGCUGAAGCUGGAACUAGUGCGGACGGUGAUCACGCUCAACCCGCAUCCCAUUUACGACAUCUCAGCCAACGAAAUCAAGCUGUUCUAUCAUGAAGCGGAACCCAAAACGACCGGGACCGGCAGUGCCGGUGGUGUAAAUAUUGGCAAAACUGUGAUGCAAGAGAACGCGGCCCCGGGGCAGGUCCCUGCGGUCGAGUACCCACGAAUCGUGAUCGAAAUUCCCAGCGAGGCGUCGUUGGCAAAGGCACUGGAAGAACCGGCGGAUCAGCGGAUGGACGCGGGCAAGCAGCGCACGGGAGUGUCCGGGCGGAAAUCGGGUGCGGGAAGUGGCGGUCAACGGUGCUACGAGGAGAGCGAUAGUGAUCCGACGUCGGGUGAAAGCUUCGGUGUGGCCACAGGUCGCUGUAAAGAGGACACGCCGUUUAGCGCGAAGCGUGUGUGCCGGGAAAGUGACACGCCACACUCGAAGACGUCGGCGACGGGUAUUCCGGACACCGGCGAAACCCUCACACUGCCCGGGGACACGGACGAAAUGAAUGCGUUCUGUUCGUGCGCCAUGAAGCGAGCGAAGCUGCAGAUACGGUUGGAUCUUCCGGUUGUUAGCUUGCAGCUGAAGUCAAAACAUCUGUACGAAAUCAUCUACAAUCGCAUCAGCACAGAUCUGUUGCUGUGGGAACCAAGCGCCCCAUCGGCAACGGCUGCGGCCGAAUCACAGAUGAAUGCGCAACAAACGGCGAAGGUAUCGUUCCGCGAACCGGAAAUCAGCCUCGCCGGUAUGGGCAUGAUGGAUUCGAUCUACAUGCCGUACACGAUGUGCCAAAGUGGAAUACAGCUAGAUUCCAGCUCGUCCGCAACGAACUCGGAGUCAGAAUCGGACUCCGACGGUAUCUUCUACUCGGUGUACGACCGCACACGGACAGGCACCACAGGUGCAGGUGGCGGCGUUAGUGGUGGUGGCCGAAAAGGAUCUUCCCACAACCAUCGCAGCUCGAGCCACGGCGGAAAGCUUGGACUGACCGCGGCUGGUACGGAUCGUGACGCCAACAGCAUUGCCUUCCGAGUAAACAUCGGUCACGGGGUUUUAACGAUGUUCGCUCCUGUCCGCGACGCCCAAAAGCACGUCAUUCCGGGUCAGCUCGGGGAGUUCGUGAUACGGUUGAGCUCGGGCUACAUAUUCUCCGUCAAUGGCUUCCAUGGGAAUACAAAUCUGGGCUAUCUGUGCAUCCAAGCGAAGUCGGCCGAAUUCUACCACUGCGGGUUGAUUCCGACGCCGUCCAGCAACCCCCCAUUGCGGCUGAUCAACAGUGUGCUUCCGUCGUACCUGCAGAGUACGCUGUAUCCGACGCCAAAAAAUUUGACCCUCCACGAGCAACGCGGUUGCGCAAACCGGGAAAUGCUUUCACUCGCAAUUCAGAUCAAAUCCGUACCGGAUUUAGCGGUCAAGCGGAUCCGGCUAGCGGCCGGGAUACAACUGACCACGCUGCGGCAUCAUUCCACGCUGCAACAGCAUGCUUGGUUAACGCAACUCCUGGACAUGGUGGAUGUGGUUGACUACCCCGUGCAAGGCUACACCCCACUCGGGGUGGUCACAGAGAUGCAUCUGCACUUGUGGGAUUGCGCCAUCGACUACCGGCCGUUGUACUUCCCGUACCGGGCCGUCAUCACGGUCGGAUCGUUCAUGAUCAGCAGCAACAUCACGACGAGCAGCAGCCUUACGCUGAACUUCAUCGCAGAAGACGUCACGCUUAGUCUCGCGCCUCAACAGCUCGCUGGGACGUCCUCGAGUGGCAAGGACACGUCCUCGAGUGGCGGUCUCGGUGUGUCGAACAGCAGCAAAAUCACGGUGCUUCCCUCGAACGAGCUGGUGUGCGUAGUCGAGGUGGGACUGUUCGAGAUUUCUCUCAUGCUGAACGAACGCGUUACGGUGAAGUUCCCAAAGUUCGAUCUCCGCACGGCCAUCAACGACGUGCACGUGCGCACGUGUGCUGAUUCGGCCCGUGCGUUAGCUCAGCUGAUCGGUUAUUUAGCCGCCGAAGGAGAUCUACUGUUGCCGGAAGGUGAUGACAGCAAUGAUGUCCCAGGGACGGCUGGUGGAUCAUCGAAUGCCGGAGAAUUGGACCGUGCGGUUGGUGCGGGAGUCGUGCUGGAACAUCAGGACAUUGCUGGUGCCGGUAUGCAAGGACUUCCCUUGGGCCGAGAGUCGGAAGGUGAACUUUUACCGGUGCGACCCCCUGCUAGUGCUCCAGGACCGAUCGUAACGCCGAAACAACAGCAACGCGUCAACACUCUAAUGGCGGACGCGAUGGAGGAAAGCCUUUACAUCGAGAGUACGGCAGGUGGGGACGUAGCAACCGAUGAUGCACUGCUCGGUACCGGUGUGGAAAUGUUUUUCUUCCCCGACGAGCAGCAGCGACGUUCGAAAGACGGCCAGCAACCCAGUGAAGCAACGCCGGUGUCGGAUAGCAACAGUAACAAGCGCCGGUUUGGUUCGGACGAUGAUUCGCUGAGCAUCGAUGAGGGUUCUAGCAUACCGUCGUCAUACCACGAUGAUGAUCAUUAUCUCCGGCAACAUCACUCGCAGCCACACGGUUCGGUGGACGCGGAUGAUGAUAAUACCAGUGUGAAUAUGCGCGAUCUGAUGAACUUCGAGCGAUCCGUGCUCGGUCAGCCGCCGCUUAGUUACGGCAUCGGAGACGACGACGAGGACGACACGGGUAUCGAAGCAUUGCCCCAGGUGGCCAAGGAGCUAGGUGACGUCAGCAAGAUCAACCGUCAGUACGGUGAAUCGGACGCUGGUAGCACCGGGUCGCCACACGUGGUUCAGCGCAAAAUUAGCUCCGACACGGACGACGAUUUCUGCAUUAUCGCCGACGAAGAGCGGCCCCAUCGGGACGAUUCGCGCAAUCAGGAGGUGCCGGUGUCGGAGGACCCCAUACGCAUCGUUGAUAACCACUUCAGCGUGCCAAACGGGAAGCCGGAUCUGCUGAAGGCGCCCGAGGACUUCCCGAGCGCGGUUGAGCGGUACACGAUCUGCGAGAUGACCGUAACGUGGCACAUCUAUGGUGGACGAGAUUUCCUCACGAAAGAGGACCGCAAGCGCAAGGUGAAACAAACGGCACCGGUCGGUGGCGCAAGUCGACCGAACGACAAACAGACAACUGUGGCCACGGCUGGGACGGUUUACCUUCCAACGGCGUUGCCGAUGUCGGAGGCGUACAAAUCGGGCGUGAGCUAUUCUAAGGGUUCACCCUCGGUCACCUUCGGUGGUGCGGCCCAGGCGGCUCUGGCGAAACUGACGUGGAAAACGCGCGGUGGCCCAGACCGACAGCAUGACGUGACGAUGGAGAUACACAUCAGCAAGGUGCAGUUUUCACACGAAAGCUACCCGGCCAGCACGAAGGAAGCGUCCCGGCAGGUGCUGCUUAUCAACGAGGUAGAAAUCGUGGACGGGUUGGCCGUGUCGAACAUCAAGAAAUUCCUGUACCACCCGAAGCUUCCGAGCCGGCCCACAAGCAAGCAAAGCACCAACCACAUGGUCGUGAUAAAGGCGCUACACAUACGCCCGAAUCCGGCCCUAUCGGCGCAGGAAUGCUGUCUGCGCGUGUCCUUGCUGCCGAUCCGACUCAACAUCGAUCAGGACUCGUUGUUGUUUUUGAUCCAUUUCUUCAACCAGCUCGGAGGUGGCGGUGAGAUUGGUGAUGGAGGUGCUCCACCCGGACAAGCCGGACGGCACCCGGAACGGUCGACAGCCGCAUCCGCCCCUCACCAGCCACCCGUCAUGACGGUCGAGUCACUUCCAGACGCGGUCCAGGAACUGCAGGCGAAGAAGAUGGUGUCGGAGAAUCUAAUGCUACUCAUCGAGGAGGAAGAAAAGCACAAGGACGCGCAGGAAAGUGCGGCUUACAGCGAAUCAGGCGAUGCGACUCCAAUUUACUUCCGCAACGUGAUCUUCAGCCCGGACGUGCCGAUUCGCAUCGAUUACCACGGCAAGCGGAUGGAACUGUCGCACGGCUCGCUGGCGGGUCUGUUGAUGGGCUUGGGUCAGCUGCAAUGUUCGGAGAUUCGGCUUAAAAAGAUUUCCUACCGCCACGGGCUGCUCGGAGUGGACCGGUUGCUAAACUUCCUGCUCCAGGAGUGGCUGCAGGACAUCAAGAAACACCAGCUGCCGAAGAUCAUCGGUGGUCUCGGGCCGAUGUAUUCCCUGGUGCAGCUUUUACAAGGUAUUUGGGAUCUGUUCUGGCUGCCCAUUGAGCAGUACCAAAAGGAUGGCCGAAUCGUGCGAGGAUUGCAACGCGGAGCACAAAGUUUCACAGCCCGCACCGCCCUGGCGGCGCUGGAGAUUACAACGCGCAUUAUUCAUCUGCUACAGAUAACGGCCGAAACGGCGUACGAUAUGAUUUCACCCGGACCAUCGAUCCGUCGCGGUCGCGGCAACCGCAAAGGCAAGCGUAAGCGUCUUCACCCACCGCAGGACAUCCGUGAAGGAAUGUCCAACGCCAUACAAAUCGUAAGAGAGGGAAUCACGGAGACGGCACACAACUUGGUAGAGAUCACUGCCCUCGAACAUGACCAAAAGGGUUACACGGGUGCUGUUGGCGCGGUGAUGCGCCAGAUACCGCCGAUCGUGGUGCAACCGAUCGUGUUGGCCACGCAAGCCACCAGCAACGUGCUCGGUGGCGUCAAGAACCAGCUCGUCCCGGACGCUCGUGCCGAGGCUCGCGAGAAGUAUAAGGACGAUGUGGAGUAGGACGGCGGAGGUGGCACGAGAUCUGGCACCACGGUGAUCCUUUUUAUUCUGGUUUAUUUUUAAUGCUAGCAAGAAGAAUGUGUUCCAUCGAGUGAGCGCGAUCGCGACGAUCGCUUUUAUGUUUAUUUCGGUUCUUAGCUUAGCCUAGUGUUUUGUGGUAGUCCACACUGGCAUGCUCCUGUGAGCGGGCCAGCCGAGCGAGAAAGAGAGCAACACUUUCGGUCACCAUUUAUCGAGAGCAGCUGUAUAAAUAAGAACGCGUCCUAAGAUCGAUCAUUAUUAUUUCUCCCUAUUCGUACUCGAAGAAACAAAACUUAAACUAACCCUUAUGUAAACUAAGCGGACGAACAGAGAAGAAACUAAGCGAAACUAAAGC
This is a messenger RNA of Anopheles nili, 7735 nucleotides long. Its product is annotated as autophagy-related protein 2 homolog A. Gene Ontology annotation, biological process: autophagosome assembly; autophagy of mitochondrion; piecemeal microautophagy of the nucleus. The transcript has 9 exons. NCBI's taxonomy places the organism in Eukaryota, Metazoa, Arthropoda, Insecta, Diptera, Culicidae. The coding region runs from base 1 to 7359 and encodes 2452 amino acids. Gene Ontology annotation, cellular component: extrinsic component of membrane; phagophore assembly site. Gene Ontology annotation, molecular function: phosphatidylinositol-3-phosphate binding. The record is from RefSeq and is a predicted model, not a curated record.